Exaiptasia diaphana is the source of this 2999-nucleotide messenger RNA. RefSeq names its product delta(14)-sterol reductase. Gene Ontology annotation, molecular function: oxidoreductase activity, acting on the CH-CH group of donors, NAD or NADP as acceptor. The transcript is spliced from 10 exons. Gene Ontology annotation, cellular component: endoplasmic reticulum membrane; nuclear inner membrane. NCBI's taxonomy places the organism in Eukaryota, Metazoa, Cnidaria, Anthozoa, Actiniaria, Aiptasiidae. The record is from RefSeq and is a predicted model, not a curated record. Gene Ontology annotation, biological process: sterol biosynthetic process. The coding region runs from base 99 to 1919 and encodes 606 amino acids.
AUUGCUAUGAUAAUCACUCAACGCUUCAUCGAUCUCGACAAUAAAAAAACGUUGUAUCCUGUUUUGCGUUUCGUUUUAUACCUAUAGGAAGCAAAAACAUGGUCAAAAAAGAGAUCAAAGUGGGAGAAAAGGUUUACGCCAGAUGGCCUGGCAGUGUAAAAUACUACGAGGCAAUUGUGGAUGAGGUUUUAGAMGACGAAUUCGUUGUAUCUUUCAUUGAAGGGUCGUUAACAGCUACUCUGGAUGAACGGCAUGUUUAUCGCCAUAGCUAUUUCGAUUCAGCGCGAUCACGCUCUGCUUCCUCUAGUCGAAAGCGAAGUCGUUCACCAGCAAGGCGAAGAUCACGAUCACGCUCRCCUUCGAGGAGAUCAACAAGCACUCCGAAGCAAUCUGCACGUAAAAGUCCCACUCGACGUGGAAGAUCCCCGGGCCGACCACGCAAGCAGCAAGAAGAACAAGAUCAAAGCAAUGAAGAAAAGCCCUCRCCAGCGAGACGUGGUCGACCAAGAAAGCAAGAUGUCAAAAAACCGCCGGAAAAAACUCCUGCAAAGUCAAAACAAGUUGUUACCGAGCAAACAGUAACGCAUCUAACUCGGUCUAUGACAAAAACAAUGGUCAAGGAGGAGAAGGAGGCCUUGUUCGACAAAGACAAGUUGGAAAAGGAYCUCAAAGAGUCACGCAAGGGCAAAUCCAAGGAGUUUGAGUUUGGUGGUCCUGUUGGAGCAUUCUUUUCGAUGAUAGUGAUGCCCAUUCUGGUGUACGAUUUGUACUUCUACUGUAAUGGCAAAGAUAACAAAUGUUCUUUCAUAAGUAACCCGUUAAARCUGCCACACUGGAGAAAGUUCUUUGACGAAGGUCAUCUUAUCUAUGAUGGKUGGCUUCUCUUUCAAUUUCUGCUUUUCUUUGUACCCAUUGGAAAGAUUGUUCAAGGUGAAACUCAGCCAGAUGGGACAAGAAAAUCCUACAGAAUGAAUGGAUUCUUUGCUGUCAUUGCCACAAUGGCUGGUCUUUUUGCACUGAAAGCAAAACAGAUCCCAUUGAAUGCAGUGUACGAMAAGAUGCUGUCCCUGAUAACAGCAUCAAUAAUAUGGUCUUUGCUAGUSUCCAUCUUUGCUUACAUCAAGGCCAGACGCGAAGGGACAUGUCUUGCAAGCAAUACUGGCAAUGCUUUGUAUGACUUCUAUACUGGACAUCAACUCAACCCKUCAAUUGGAAAGUUUGACUUGAAAUUUUUCUUUGGAACAAGGGUGGGCUUUCUUGGAUGGAUGGUUAUCAAUUUUUGCAUGGCAAAUCAUCAGUAUGAAACAAUGCAUAAAAUAUCUCCUGCAAUGAUGAUAGUGUGUUUAUUCCAGUUCAUAUAUGUCCUUGAURUCAUGAUAUUUGAGUCAUCGAUGUUGUCUUCUAUGGAUUUUAGGCAUGAUGGUUUUGGUUUCAUGUUAGCGUUUGCUUCUCUAAGCUUUCUUCCUUUUGUGUACUCUCUGCAAGCUAGAUUUAUAGCUGAUCAUGACGUCCACAUCCCUUGGCCGUUYRUUGUAGCAAUAGUUGUUUUGAAAGUUGUGGGAUACAUCAUCUUCCGUGGUUCAAUCCUUCAGAAAGACUAUUUUAGGCAACAACCAAAUGACCCUGACUUCCAAGAUAAAGAGACUAUCCUCACUCCAAGUGGAAAGAGGCUGAUGGUGUUUGGAUGGUGGAAGAUGGUUCGUCACCCUAACUACCUUGGCGACAUCCUGAUGGCGAUAUCCUGGACUCUACCUUGUGGUUUUACYCAUGUUAUCCCAUGGUUUUAUCCGGUGUUUYUGACAAUGCUGCUCGUCCACCGUCAACAUAGAGACGACGCCYUGUGUCGGAAAAAGCACGGGAAAAGUUACGAAGAGUAUUGUCGAAGAGUUCCCUACAGGAUCGUACCUUUAGUMUACUAGACAACCAUUCAUUUUUAUCACAUAGUUGCCUUAUUUUUCUAUGACGCCACAACAUGUAAAGUGGGGGUUGGAUUCGUUCAAAACCAUAGCAAGUUGUAUUAUUUUUUCUUCAGAAGUCGAUCUUUGGGUUUGCAGUUUUUCAGAUACAUUUUUAGUUUUCAGAUACAUUUUCUGUCAAUGAUUGCCAGACUUAAGGGCAUACCCAUGAUUCUUCAGUGGGAGCUCCCUGCGUACAAUCUCUCACUAUGACGUCAAUAGGACGUCAUGGAAAUCGAUAGUUUUUAAAGCAAAAGAAGAAUGGAAUAACUURCAAACUAAUUAUCCACCUAAAAUAUGUUCUACUUUUUGUGAUGUGACGUCAUCGUAAAAUAAGUCAAUACUCAGUUUUCGAUUUCAAAGCGAAAAAACGCUGUUUAAGCCUUCUGGGAAUAGGGUUAGCCUCUUCUCGGGAAAAAUCGUUAUUCGUUUGCGCUAUUGUACAACAUUUUCUUGUGCUUUCUUUUGUGUUUUGGUAAGGUCUUAGCGCGUGGCAGGCACUUCUGUAAACAAAAAAACAAAAAAGAACAGGUUAUUCGCUUUGAAUUCGAAAAUAGAGUAUUUGUAAUCCAUUAUUUAACCUUUUUUCGUGUAUCAUUUCUACUCAAAGRUUCAUAAAAUUGAAUCUAAAACUAAAGUGAGAGUUUGAAUAAGAUUCUUUCUAAAACUAGUUGUAAACUUUUAUCUUUCUUAACGUCGUCGAAAGCUUAUUUUAUCCAUCAGUUUUCGUGUGUAUACUAUUACACUGUAAAUAAUAUAUAUCAUUUGUAUAAGUAUGCUAGAGUUACAAACAUCAAAGUGUGCAACAUACGUACUACUAAAAUGCUGCUAUUUCUAUUGGUUUCUAAUGUUUAGCUGGCACAAUUUUGUACUAGUAUAAGUAUUGUAUGGUAUUAGUAUUACACACCCGUUAGUCAUGUUUGUACUCUAGGUAAGGCCAUUGACAUAUAUAAGAAACCAAYGAUAGUUUUUUAAAAUUGUACUUUUUAUCUAUAGUAAAUCUGGUAACAGUUUCGUGUAUAUUAAAACGAUGUUGUACUGGGA